UCUGUUCUGAUCUACGAAAAGACCCGUGGUGUCCUCAAGGUUUUCCUUGAGAAUGUCAUUCGUGAUGCUGUCACCUACACCGAGCACGCCAAGAGAAAGACCGUCACAGCAAUGGAUGUUGUCUACGCUUUGAAGCGCAAGAUGCCUCCUAAACCAGCCGUAGUAGAAAAGAAAGGCGAGAAGAGAGCAGGCAAAAAGGCUGCCAUCGGUGACAAGAAGAAGAGAAAGUCCAGGAGAAAGGAGUCCUAUGCCAUCUACAUCUACAAAGUCAUGAAGCAGGUCCAUCCUGACACUGGUAUUUCCAGUAAGGCCAUGAGCAUCAUGAACUCCUUUGUCAAUGAUGUSUUYGAGCGCAUCGCUGGUGAAGCUUCCCGACUUGCUCACUACAACAAGAAAUCCACCAUCACUUCUCGAGAAAUCCAGACGGCUAUUCGUCUUCUUCUGCCUGGUGAACUGGCCAAGCACGCAGUCAGUGAAGGCACCAAGGCUGUCACCAAGUACACCAGCAGCAAGUAAACAGUUUUGAACU
Messenger RNA from Actinia tenebrosa (Australian red waratah sea anemone), 529 nucleotides. Its product is annotated as histone H2B.2 pseudogene. NCBI's taxonomy places the organism in Eukaryota, Metazoa, Cnidaria, Anthozoa, Actiniaria, Actiniidae. The record is from RefSeq and is a predicted model, not a curated record.